AUGGCACAGGCGGGGGGUUCUUACAAUAAUCCCUUAAAGAAAUUCAAGUUGGUGUUCUUGGGAGAACAAAGCGUUGGGAAAACUUCGCUUAUCACACGAUUUAUGUACGAUUCAUUUGACAAUAUGUACCAAGCGACGAUCGGUAUUGAUUUUCUAUCGAAGACAAUGUACUUGGAGGACAGGACGGUGCGUUUGCAGCUUUGGGACACAGCUGGACAGGAAAGAUUUCGUAGCUUGAUUCCCUCGUACAUUCGAGAUUCAAGUGUAGCAGUUGUCGUAUAUGAUAUUUCUAAUGCGAAAUCGUUUCAAAACACCAGAAAAUGGAUCGAUGACGUGCGUGCGGAAAGAGGUAACGAUGUCAUUAUUGUUCUUGUUGGCAACAAGACGGAUCUGAACGAAAAACGCGAAGUGACUACGCAACAAGGUGAAGACGAAGCGAAUAAAAACAAUCUCAUGUUCAUGGAGACCAGCGCAAAACUUGGCCACAACGUCAAGAACCUUUUUAAAAGAAUAGCGCAAGCAUUGCCUGGUAUGGAAGGCACCGAUGCUGCUGCACAAGCAUCAAGUCAGAUGAUUGAUGUGAAAACGAAUGUUUCUCAGACAUCCCAAGAAGGCUGUUCCUGUUAA
Ustilaginoidea virens is the source of this 627-nucleotide messenger RNA. RefSeq lists its product as uncharacterized. The transcript is spliced from 6 exons. The record is from RefSeq and is a predicted model, not a curated record. The coding region runs from base 1 to 627 and encodes 208 amino acids. Lineage: Eukaryota; Fungi; Ascomycota; Sordariomycetes; Hypocreales; Clavicipitaceae. Gene Ontology annotation, molecular function: GTPase activity; GTP binding.